UUAAAAUUUAAUUAUUCAAACAAUUCUAAUCCUAAUGUAUUUUUCACAGCUGCUAAUUUUGACAAUUUUUUUUCGAUGACUCCAUCGCCAACUGAUUUCGUAUAUCAGUUUCUUCGUAUAGUAAGUUCUCAUUCGAGUCAGGUCAGUCCGAGUUAUGAUCGCGGCAUUUUGGUUUCCCUGAAAGUCAGUUUCUGAACGUUAACUAGUUCAUUUCUUAGUAUUUAUGUACUUUAGUUUUGAAACGCUGAAGCGGAGGAAGUCACUAAAUUUAUGCACAGCAUUGAAUUGGAACGAAGUUCAAAGGCGUAAAGCUAUUGAAACCUAGUAAAAGAUUUUCCUAGGGACUGAGCAAUCUUCUCAAGUUCAUACUAUAGCGGCGUUUCUAAACAUCUCAGCGACGGCAAUCAUUUCAGUCGUUUUCAGCCGGCGUACUAUAUUUUCUUCAUAUCAAAAUGGCAGAGCAAGGAGACCAAAUCACAGACUUAUCGAAAGCUCUUCUUCCAAUUGACAACAAGAAGCCAGAGAGCAAUAGGGAACGACCCAGCACACUCGUGGCUUUCUUCGUGUUCGGAGCUCUCAUUUACGCUAUGUACUCGUUAAUAAUCGCUGGAGCCCAAGAUAUCCUAGCAGGGACAUACAUACAAACUUCCAUGGUGUUGGUUGCAAAUAUUGGACCUUAUGUUGUGGUAACCUUCGUCGCUCCAUACUUCAUGAAAAACAUUCCCUAUUUCGUUCGUAUAUGCUUCGUGUUUUUAACCGGAGCCGUGGGAUUCAUAGUCAUUGUAUGUUCCAAAGAGGUCGAGUGGAAGUUAAUUGGUAUUGGAUUGGCAUCGCUUGGAUACGGAGUCGGAGAAGUGAGCUUUCUCGCUUUAACGUCUUAUUUCCACUCAAGUGCGUUGUCUGCUUAUUCAGUAGGAACCGGCGUCGGAUUUGUAGCUGCACCACUUUAUUACACGGCAAUGACAACUUGGCUCUGUAUAUCACCUAAGGUAACGAUGCUCAUCAUGGCUGGCAUGUUACUACUUCUGUUUGUCUGCUAUAACAUCAUGGACAAGAAACACCUGGAUACAAGUACCCAACCCACCACUUGUGAAGACGUGGCCUAUACAAAACUACCAGACCAAGAGCCUGAGAGCGAGUCUAACGAAACUUCACCCAAUACAAAGGCAUCGAUAUUCGUUGAAAGAGAUAGCCUUACAUGGAAGGAAAAAAUGUCUGCCAUGAGGACCAUCUUCUCCCUCACGCUAAUCCCAUUGUUCGCAGCAUGGCUUUCGGAGUACCUGAUUAUUCAGUCUGUCCUCACCACCAUAGCCUUCACCAACGCUUCUUUUAGACCACGAGAUCACUAUCAGUACUAUAUCUUUGUCUUUAUGCUUGGGGAGGUAUUUGGAAGGUCCUACAGCGCUGUUGUUUCCUAUCUUAAGCCAAGCUGGAUAUCCUCUCCUACCUGGAAACAAUUAUGGGCCCUUUCCAUCAUCGAAAUCCUUCACCUUCUCUUCUUUAUCUUCGAGUCUUGGUAUCGGUUUCUUCCAGGAGUUAGCGUUGUCCUCCUCCUUUGCCUUUCAGCUGGUGUUGUCAUUGGUAUGCUCUUCAACUGUGUUUUGGUAUUUUUUCGAGAGUCUUUCGAUCAAAAACACCGUGAAUUCAUCAUGGGAUACUCAGUUUGUGCAAUGGGUGCUGGGAUUCUUACUGCCGCCCUGGUCGGACUUUACGUCGAGCCUCUUCUAAGGACACACUGCAUCUCAACAUUCAAAGACAGUGGCUACUGCUUCACUAGGUCUUCAACUUUGAAAGACGUCACAUCUAGAUGUGGAGGAAGGUUUCCGGCUGCUAACGCAACGCGAUGAAGUAGCGUGGUUAGAGCUCCCGAUAGUAUAUACACUGGUUCCCAAGCAGCUUGACAAAAACCCUGCGAAAUGUCUUCCAUAUAGACGUAUUGCUUGCUGUGUCUUGUAAAAUUUGAAGCUAAAUCUUGGCAAGUUUUUAAUGGACUUCUUGAGAUGGAGCUUUUUACCUUUACAAGUCAAUCUAUAGAGUAUCCUUUUUUUGUUUACAAUUGUGCUGUGUAGAGACAUAAAAUAAAUAUGGAUAUGACUCAACAAAGAAUUUUAUUCUCAAGAGAAUGACACGUGGUCUGGAAUGGGAAAACAUUUCGCCCAAGUAAAGAUGUCUAUAAAAUAAAAAAGUCUUUGAGCGAAUGUUCCAUCGUUAAUAAAUGGAACUCAAAAUAUUACUGAUUUUCAAGGCCGGCAAUUUGCUAAAACAGAGGAGCAACGACUUCCUUCGUUUGCGGUGUCUUGUUGGAUUUUAAACUGAAUAGAAAGUUUGUCCAAGAAAAUAUAAUCAGAAAAAAAAUUGAUAUCUAAUAGAGUGAAGGCAAUUAACCCGUGAAAUAAAAAACGUUAGUCAACGUGUAAUAGUGAAAUAGACACAAAAGAAAACAAUGGAAUUAGGGUCUACUAAAGUGUAUUAGUCUAAUAUCUAUUUCACGGGUUUAAUGACUUCACUCUAGUAUAUCUUAUGCCAUUAGUAUCACCAAAAGUCCCAAAAUAAUUCGUGAGAUAAAAACCAAUUAAUUAAACAAUUUAAACUUCACGCUAAACAAAUGAAUCAGGUAAGACAAACAAAGCUGACAUGAAAAUUUACAAAGAGUCAUUAAUUUACUAAAAUAAGCCAUCUUUUGAGCUGCAAGGCAUAUGAAUUAGCCCGUAAAUGUCAGUUGCCAUUGAAAAAUUUGAAUGACUAAUUAUCCCUCAAAACGACGAAUAAGUAAACGAUAAUUUAUGAUUAUUAAACUAGAAAUCCAUAGUACAUAGCAAAUUAAUAGACCUUUUCAUAAAUUAAAUAAAAUAUAGAAUUGUAUUUUAUCAUUAUAGAGUGCUUUCACGUGAUGUCACUGCGGCCAUGUUGGUGUAAAAAUUAUUUUGUAAAAAUUGUGCAGAAAGUUUCUAUUGUUUUGGUAGAACAAUAAUAUGACUGCUAUCUAUAUAACUUUCUUUUCUCGGACCACGAUGUAAACUACUGGAUUCCCAGUUAAUUGUGUAUAUCCAAUAAAAUUAUUACUAUCAUA
Messenger RNA from Actinia tenebrosa (Australian red waratah sea anemone), 3070 nucleotides. RefSeq lists its product as uncharacterized. The record is from RefSeq and is a predicted model, not a curated record. NCBI's taxonomy places the organism in Eukaryota, Metazoa, Cnidaria, Anthozoa, Actiniaria, Actiniidae. Gene Ontology annotation, biological process: regulation of intracellular pH. Gene Ontology annotation, cellular component: membrane; vacuole.